AUGCCGUCGGUGAUGGAGAAGCCCUCGGGGAUCCUGUCCCGCAGCCGGGCGAAGUCGGUGGCCGCCGGCGGUGGCCCCCCCGCCUCCGAGGACGAGGGCAGCGAGGACGAGCACGCCCACGACAGCAUGAUCCGGGUGGGGGCUGACUACCAGGCGGUGAUCCCCGACUGCAAACCAGAGAGCCCCGCCCGCUACAGCAACAAGGAGCUGAAGGGGAUGCUGGUCUGGGCCCCCAACCACUGUGUCUCCGAUGCCAAAUUGGACAAAUACAUCGCCAUGGCCAAGGACAAGCACGGCUACAACAUUGAGCAGGCUCUGGGGAUGCUGCUGUGGCACAAGCACGAUGUGGAGAAGUCCUUGGCCGACCUGGCCAACUUCACGCCCUUCCCGGACGAGUGGACGGUGGAGGACAAGGUCCUUUUCGAACAGGCCUUCAGCUUCCACGGCAAGAGCUUCGCCCGCAUCCAGCAGAUGCUCCCCGACAAGCUCAUCCCCAGCCUGGUGAAAUAUUACUACUCCUGGAAGAAAACCCGGAGCCGGACCAGCCUCAUGGAUCGCCAGGCGCGGCGCCUGCUGGGCCGCAAGGACCGCGACGACAGCAACGACGAGACGGACGAGCAGCGCCCCGUCACCGAGGGGGAGACGGAAACAAUGGACCCCAAAAAAGAGCCUUUUUACCCCAAAACGGCGCAAUACCGGCACCACCCCCCUGCGCGGCACCGCCGCCGCCCCCCCCGCGGGAUGCACCUCAGCCGGGAGGACGUGGCGGGGGUCACCGCCAACCCCGACCUGGGGGCGCUGGCCCUGCGGCAGCUGGAUUGUCAGCUCGUCUCCCUCAAGCGCCAGGUGCAGCGGAUCAAGCAGAUCAACAGCGGCCUGAAGCAGGCGCUGGAGGGCGGCGUGGAGGGGCUGCGGCCACCGGAGGGCAACAGCAAAUUCAGCUCCCGCUGGACGACGGACGAGCAGCUCCUGGCGGUGCAGGCCCUGCGCCGCUACGGCCGGGAUUUCCCCGCGGUGGCCGGGGUGCUGGGGAACAAGACGGUGGCGCAGGUCAGGAGCUUCGUGCUGGGCGCCCGGCGCCGCCUGGGCCUGGAGCGGCUCCUGCGGGAGAGGGACCCCCCCGGCGCCCCCCCCGGCCCCGGGCAGCAGCAGGAGGUGCAGCUCAGCGGCGUCUCCCGUCCGGCCCCGCCUCCCGCCUCCCCGGCCCCGCCCCCUGCGCCGGCCCCGCCCCCUCCGCCCUCCCCCUCGCGCCCGCCGCAGCCCCCGCCCCUUUUACGCCCGGCCCCGCCCAACGCCCCGGUGCUGCCGCGGCCGCCGCCGCCGCUCCAGCAGGGCCGGGCCCCGCCCCCACUCAUCCGCCCCGGCGUCCAGUGA
Messenger RNA from Chroicocephalus ridibundus (black-headed gull), 1374 nucleotides. It is a transcript of the gene RCOR2, whose product is annotated as REST corepressor 2. Bases 1 to 1374 code for a protein of 457 amino acids. NCBI's taxonomy places the organism in Eukaryota, Metazoa, Chordata, Aves, Charadriiformes, Laridae. The record is from RefSeq and is a predicted model, not a curated record. Gene Ontology annotation, biological process: regulation of transcription by RNA polymerase II; negative regulation of DNA-templated transcription. Gene Ontology annotation, molecular function: transcription corepressor activity. Gene Ontology annotation, cellular component: histone deacetylase complex; transcription regulator complex. The transcript has 13 exons.